Camelus dromedarius (Arabian camel) is the source of this 4758-nucleotide messenger RNA. RefSeq names its product DnaJ heat shock protein family (Hsp40) member C27 (gene DNAJC27). NCBI's taxonomy places the organism in Eukaryota, Metazoa, Chordata, Mammalia, Artiodactyla, Camelidae. The transcript is spliced from 7 exons. The record is from RefSeq and is a predicted model, not a curated record. Gene Ontology annotation, biological process: phagosome-lysosome fusion. Bases 210 to 1031 code for a protein of 273 amino acids. Gene Ontology annotation, molecular function: GTPase activity; GTP binding. Gene Ontology annotation, cellular component: phagocytic vesicle; lysosome; late endosome.
UUUCUAGCAUCGCGAGACUCUCUUCUCCCUCCCCCAGUUCCCUGCGCUCCUAACCGUCCGCGCUCGCUGCCAGGUAGCGGCGGGGAUGGAGAGCCGCCGGGGCGGAGGCAAGAACAGGGGUUCCGCCAUUGGACGAGGAAGCGUGAGGGACGGGCCGGCGUGGUGAACAGGGAGAGACCGAGGCGGGAGGCCCCGAGAGAGCGAGGGCAAUGGAGGCCAACAUGCCGAAGCGGAAGGAGCCUGGCAAGUCCUUGCGCAUCAAAGUCAUCUCCAUGGGCAACGCCGAAGUGGGAAAAAGCUGUAUUAUAAAGCGAUACUGUGAGAAAAGAUUUGUGUCUAAAUACCUUGCAACAAUCGGAAUUGACUAUGGAGUCACAAAGGUACAAGUCAGAGACAGAGAAAUCAAAGUUAACAUCUUUGAUAUGGCUGGACAUCCCUUCUUCUAUGAGGUUCGUAAUGAGUUUUACAAGGACACACAGGGUGUGAUACUGGUCUAUGAUGUUGGGCAGAAAGAUUCCUUUGAAGCCCUUGAUGCAUGGCUGGCAGAAAUGAAGCAAGAUCUUGGACCUCAUGGAAACAUGGAAAAUAUUGUGUUUGCGGUGUGUGCCAACAAGAUUGACUGUACCAAGCACCGCUGUGUGGAUGAAAGUGAAGGGCGUCUUUGGGCUGAAAGCAGAGGAUUCCUGUACUUUGAAACUUCUGCUCAAACUGGAGAAGGAAUCAAUGAGAUGUUCCAGACCUUUUAUGUAUCCAUAGUUGAUUUAUGUGAAAAUGGCGGGAAACGUCCCAUCACAAAUAGCAGUGCUAGUUUCACCAAAGAACAAGCAGACACCAUUCGCAGAAUUCGAAAUAGUAAAGAUAGUUGGGACAUGUUGGGAGUCAAACCUGGGGCCUCAAGGGACGAAGUCAAUAAGGCAUAUCGGAAGCUUGCUGUGCUGCUUCACCCUGACAAGUGUGUGGCGCCCGGGAGUGAAGAUGCCUUCAAAGCCGUUGUGAAUGCCCGAACAGCCCUCCUGAAAAACAUCAAGUAGAAAGUAGAAAAAAAGACAAGUGUGGGCCUCGAGUCCAAACAGACUUUCCCUAGAGGUAAAGUAGCCAACAUGGGUUUUCCCUGACAACAUGUGACUGCUCUUUUAACUCAUGUGCUGUCAUUUGUAAGUCAGUAAUCCAGGUGCCUGUUACCAUGUCAUAGACAUUUUGCAGAGAGACGAAGUGAAGAGGACGACCUGGGAUUUUUUUCCCAUGCGUUUGUAAGCUCCGUCAGCGUAGCAUCCCUUAGGCAUUUCGCUCAGGAACGUCCGUGAGGUUUCUGGAAGGAGGACUCUUACUUUUUCUUUACUUUUCUUUCUUUCUUUUUUUUUUUUAAAUUCAUCAUCAGAGAAGAAAACAAAAAUGGAAGAGACAAUAUCAGAAUCCCUGAAGGUGUGGCGUGACCUCACAAGCAGGUUCCUCCUUUUACAGUGAGUUCCUUAGGUGGUAUUUUAAGCAUCAGUCUGUAAUUGAUGAACUCUUGGCAGUCCCCUGAAAGUGAAAAGAGGUGAUAACAGUUCUGAGCUGAGCGGCUCUUUUAUUUGCUCUGUUCCCCUCCUCCAACCACCAGGGGGAGGGACAAGCCAGUCCUGAGAGAGCAAAGGCGGCGGCUGCCACAGGUUCUGAGUACACCCUGGGUCGAGGCCUUUUCUUGGCCGUGGAAAUGGGUGCUGGUAGCUGUAGGGAGCAUGGUCACCUAGAAGUCAGGAAUCAGAGUCCCAGACAGAAGUGCCUGCAGGUCACACUAGGUUGUUCACACCCCCCAGAGGGCACGGCCGGCCUGUCUCGGGCAUGUCUGAUGUCCUAGGAGAGCCCCCAUAGGGGGAUUAUGCCACUUCUUGUUUCUGCAUCAUCUGCCAAAACAGGUGGGAAAGGCAGGGGUGCUUCUCAACAAGCUGGGCCUCCUCUUCACUUCCUCCCCAGUGUUAGUUGCCUCUUUCUUCCCUCUUCUUUUCCUGUCUUGUUUAAUAUCACCACACCUACUAUCAUUUCUCUCUUCUUGAAUCCCUGGCUUCUGGCUGCUGCCCCCUCCAUCCCCCCACGCAGCCUUGACCUGGGCCUGGUGGACCAGAGACAAGUGUGGAUCCUUUGGAUGAUGGACAGAGAGACUGUAAGGCUGUGUGGGAGGAAUCUGUUUCUUCUGCUUGGGUUCCAAAUUUCUGAUUAGUAAUAUUUUUACGCUACAGAUUAUGAAAAUUGAUUUUACAUAGAGAAAUACAUUCUCUUGCCAUAGUGUCUUCCUCAGUAUCCAAGGGAUGGAUGAAGAUCAGGUGUUAGGACCGGCCUUUCUUCCAGAGCUUACAGAACCAGUCUCACUGCGGGGCUCAUGACCCUGUCACUCUCAUGUCACUGCUCGGAUUUUUAGCUGUGACCACCCUGCACUGAUGGCGCUUUAAAGUAUAUAAAACAUUACUAUCUGUGAAUUUUAAACAGCUGUCCCAUACUGAAGUAGCAUUCCCCUUACAACCUGAGAAGAAAAACCACUUUUAUUUAAUUCAAGGCCCUGAAAUCUUCCAGAAUCUUUCUCUUUCCAAAGCAGCUUUCUUUUUGUGUGACUGCACUUGGGCUGCAUUGAGCUUGCUGUUAGGAAACUAAAACAUUGUUUUCUAGCAUGAGUUUUCAAAUUGGUGAUAUUGAAAAUUUUUUUUUUAAUAAAUUGAGAUACGAGAUAUGAUUUCUUGUGGGAUUUUCCUCUGGCCUUUUCAUUUUAACUAACUCCUGGACCUACAGAACUCCAGACCAAAGUUCUUUGGGACCUAAACUUUACUUAAGGCCUUUAUCAUAUGUAAAGUAAUUAAACAUAGAUCUAUUUUUGCAACAGAACUUAGGAGUCAUAUGAAUGAGGAAGGUAUACGGUGAUGUCAGCACAAACUGAUAUGACAGCUCACUGAGUAUGUGGUCCUGUAUAAGAACUCGUGCCAGUUUUCAUUAUUGGCAUUAAGUACUAGAUUCGUCACGUCAUUCACCUCCAUUGUGCAGAUAAGCAGUUAUAGGGGAGAGUUCUUCAAUGCUUCCUUUCAUAUCCUUAUAUUAUGAGUGACUGGUUGAAAUUCAGCCUAAUCUUGAUUCUUAGGUCUUGGGACUCAGUUCCCAACAUCUUGAUUAUUAAUAUGAAGGAUACUACUUUAUUUAUGUAAAGGAAAGACAAGAAGAAAGUUAAGCUUCAGGGUCCUAGAAUUUUUCUGAUUUUCAUCAUCUUUGAGUAGAAUAUCAAGAGAUAAUGAAGCAUGAUCUUCAAUGAAUAGUUUUUUUUGGUUCUAACUUUAUACAAAAUUUUAUAGACCUCUAUGCAUUAGUUUAAAUUCUUGGUGCAAAUAUAUACUUUGUAGUUCAAAAUUAUUAAAAUUCCUCAGCCAGUUAGGAUUUCACAGUACAUCAGUGAGAGUAACAGCCAGCAGAAUAAUUUCAAUGGCUAAAAAAAAAAAUUUGUAGAGACUAUAUAGAGAAUCUUUUGUUUUUCAAAAAAGAAUAAAAAGUUCGAAUAGCUAUUAUUAAAGAAAAGCCGUUUCUUCUGCAUCUGAGUCACCAAGAAUUAGCACUUUUAAAACUUGUUAGAAAUCCCUGGAGGCUUUUGAAAUUAAUCGUCCAACCUACCUAAGAACUUUAAAAGACACCCUCCUUUUGUUCCUCUGUUCUCUUUUCAUGCCUCCUUUUGAAUUUAUAUUCUCAACUGUCAACAUUUCUUUUACUUCAGCAUUGGCAUUUUAUUUCUUCAUAUAAGUACAUGCUUGGUUUUGUUAACUUCGAAGUCCAGACUUGGGCAUGCUAUGCUGCUACAAGAUAAAUUGCUAUAAUUCUGUAGAUUGCACACUGUUCUUUAAGGCUCACAUUUACCUCAGGACACUCACUCUAGUAUGUUCUUUUGCAUUGAAUUCUCAACUGGUAAAUAUUUCUUUAUAUUGAUAAACUAGUACCUAAUUCACUGUUAGAAGUGAGCCAUAGAUAAGGCAGCUAAAUUUCCGAAAGAAAGCCAGGAGCGAGUGAGCAGCCCCUGUAAGCUCUGAAUCCGUGAUGAAGUAGCUGUUCCUCAUUGAACAGUGACAGAGUCUUAAGGGGGAGGGAGGUGUUUCGGUCUCCAGCUGGAAAGGGUGGAGCCGUGUGCCCGUUGCCUUUGACAGGGACAGUGCCCACCCUAAGAGCCCAAUUUCAGUGAGCGCCAGAAGGUCACUCCCUUCUCAUACCACACUCCAUCUAGCUCACUAGGAGUCUGCCAAUGUUUUUGUCCAACUUUUGAAAAGGAAUUUAGCCACAAAAUACAGCUAACCACUUUUCAUUGCAGGUUUUGCAAAGUGAGGAGAGGCUCCUAUUUCUCAUGAUUGGUAUUUAGCACAAUUGUAAGAGACAGUUGAUACGCUGUUUGUGGAUUGGUUUUUCCAUUAAACAUUUCUAGAGAAAGUGAAAGCGUAAACUUGCGGUGUGAAUAAGAGAGUGUGUCUGACAGCAGUGCCCUCUGAGGCCGAGCCAUAAAGGCCGUGUUGGUGAAAUGACUUGCUGGAAAGCCAGCUGGUGUGGGUUAGCUUCCUGCAGCGAUUGCCCGCGGGCUGUCUUCCCUCAGACCUGGAAUGCAGAAUCUCUAAAGAAACCCUUUGCUCUUAUGAGGUAAUUUACAUAUUUGCUUUCUGUUGAAAUAACGAAAAAUGUUAAAUCUAACAGUUAUUUAUGUCUUGUAUAGAGAGUGUCAUAUGUAUUUAAGUUGUGUAUUUUUAUAAAGUAAAGCCAAAUACAAAA